CGUGUGGUGGCGCUGUGGAGCCGAACCUGGCCGCACUUUCUCUCUCCCCGCCGUAGAGCCGGGCUGCCAGCGCCGGAGGCGGCGUGUCGCUCUUCAUUGUUCCAGCAGAAAGCCCAGCUCGGCGCACGGUUUCCCACGUUUAUCCCAAUGGCUGCCGCGCACAAGCCGCGUCCCAGCUGAGAGGGAGCGCUUCGUCGUGGCACGAGAGGAGCCCCGGUCGCAAAGUUCUCCGCGGCGCAGCGCUGUGGUGCGGGAUCUGGGGGGGGAGAAGAAGCUCCUACACGCGGACAAUCUGUGGAUCCUGUGGGAAGAAAGGGGACGUGAGCAGAGGCCCCUGCAGCUGGACAGCCCCGCACUGUGGCGUCUGUCAUCAUGGCCGAACCAGCCGACAGGACGUCUACAGCCGGACAGAGGCUGGGCGCCCCCGAAAGCUUCGGGGUGUCCACCCUGGAGCCGGGCCUGCGUCCCCCCACCCAGCCUCCGGGCAGACAGGUCUCCAUAAGGGUGCAGAUGCUCGAUGACACACAGGAAGUCUUCAAGAUAUCGCAACGUUCCCCUGGUAAAGUGCUUUUUGACCUGGUCUGUGCCCAUCUCAACCUGACCGAGGGGGACUACUUUGGACUGGAGUACCAGGACCAGCGGAAGAUGACGGUGUGGCUGGAUCUGCUGAAGCCGACGCUGAAACAGAUCAGACGGCCUAAAAACACCAUCCUUCGCUUCGUGGUGAAGUUCUUCCCCCCUGACCACACGCAGCUCGUGGAGGAGCUCACCCGGUACCUGUUUGCCCUGCAGAUCAAACGAGACCUGGCCUGCGGUCAUCUCAUCUGUAACGACACCAGCGCUGCUCUCAUGGUCUCCCACAUCGUUCAGUCCGAAAUAGGAGACUUUGACGAGACCCAGAGCUGGCAGCAUCUGCUCCACAACAAGUACCUGCCCGACCAGGAUGUCAUCAGAGACAAGAUCACCGACUGCCACCGCAAGCUUGUCGGGCAGACUCCAGCAGAGUCCGACUACCAGCUGCUGGAAAUCGCUCGGCGGUUGGAGAUGUAUGGCGUCCGCCUGCACCCAGCUAAGGACCGAGAGGGAACGAAGCUCAGUCUGUCUGUGGCUCACACCGGGGUGCUGGUGUUCCAGGGCUAUACAAAAAUCAAUGCCUUCAACUGGUCCAAAAUUCGCAAACUCAGCUUCAAACGCAAAAGGUUCCUGAUCAAGCUGAGACCAGACCCCACUCAGAAUGCCCACCACGACACGCUGGAGUUCGCCAUGGCCAGCAGGGACUGCUGUAAGAUCUUCUGGAAGAUCUGCGUGGAGUAUCACGCCUUCUUCCGGCUGUUCGAGGAGCCCAAACCCAAACCCAAGCCCAUCCUCUUCACCAGAGGCUCCUCGUUCCGGUUCAGUGGUCGAACCCAGAAGCAGAUCAUUGAUUAUGUGAAGGACUCCGAGCUGAAGAAAGUUCCAUUCGAAAGGAAGCACAGUAAGAUUUUGUCCAACAGCAGCAUGUCCCCUCAGUCUUCCUCCUUUAGAUCCCAAGUGCCAAAAGAGAGUGCCAUGUCUGUCCUGUUAGCGGACCAGCCUGACUCGGUCCGACUGGCCCAUCAAGCUGAGUCCAACGGUUCAGAUAAUCCGCCGGCGGUCACGUCCUCGACCAACGGGUUCCACGAUGUGCCGACGGCACCUGGCACGGACCCGACUCAGUCCAGACAGAACCACCGCAGCCACGAAUUGGUGCCGGACCAGCAGCUCCUCAACCCAGGAAGUCCUGGCUCAGACGACUCUCCGCUGGGAAGUCCCCGCGUGGUGGUUAAUGGCAGUGGUUCGGUAAAUGACCUUGGGCUGGGCAUCACCGGCGUCCUGGGUCCAGAGGGACGACAGCUAUCGCCGCUCACCAGCCCACUGCUCACUGAGGCUGGAUACGUCCGAAAUGAUGACGAAGACGAGGCCAGGAGGAAGAAGUUUCCCACAGAUAAGGCCUACUUCAUAGCCAAGGAACUGUUGAGCACAGAGCGGACCUACCUCAAAGACCUGCAGGUCAUCACACAGUCCUUCCAGAGUGCUGUGGGAAAAGAUGAAGCCUUCCCAGAGUCCACGAAGAACCUGAUCUCUGCCAACUAUGAUCCAGUCUACAAGUUUCACCAGGGAUUCCUCAAAGAGGUGGAGCAGCGGCUGGCGCAGUGGGAGGGUCGAUCCAACGCGCACAUUAAAGGAGACUAUCAGCGAAUUGGAGAUGUUUUGCUGAAGAAUGUCCAGGGCCUGAGGCAGUUAACAGUUCACCUCCAGAAGCAGUCAGAGUGCCUGGUGGAACUGGAACGGGCCUGUAGGUCCAGUCGGAAGGCGGAGACUCUCUGUCGGGACUUUGAGCAGCAGAGAGUUUGCUACCUGCCCUUCAACAUCUUCCUCCUGCGGCCUCUUCACCGCCUGCUGCACUACAAGCUCAUCCUGGAGAGGCUCUGCAAGCACUACCCGCCCACCCACGAGGACUUCAGAGACAGCAGGGCGGCCCUGGCAGACAUCUCGGAGAUUGUGGUGCAGCUUCAAGGCACCAUGAUGAAGAUGGAAAACUUCCAGAAGCUUCUUGAGCUAAAGAAGGAUCUGACUGGCAUCGACAACCUCGUCGUCCCUGGGAGGGAGUUCAUACGGCUCGGUUGCCUCAGUAAACUCUCAGGGAAGGGUCUCCAGCAGAGGAUGUUCUUCUUGUUCAGCGAUUCUUUGGUGUACACCAGCCGAGGGAUGACCCCGUCCAACCAGUUCAAGGUUCACGGCCAGCUCCCUCUCUAUGGCAUGACAAUCCGUGAAAGCGAGGAGGAGUGGGGCGUCCCUCAUUCGUUCACCUUGUUCGGCCAGCGCCAUUCUGUGGUGGUGGCAGCCAGCUGUGCAGCGGAGAUGGAGCGGUGGGUGGAGGACAUCAGGAUGGCCAUCGACCUGGCGGAGCAGAGCAGCGGCGCCAGCACGGACCUGCUCUCCACCAGCCCCUCCGACCACAAGCUGAUGGAGGACGGUGGGGUCGAGGAGGGGUCUGAGGAGGAGCUCUGCGGCUCGCGCUCGUCUCUGGAGCGCCAGGGUCACCGUGGCAACACCACCGUGCAUGUCUGCUGGCAUCGCAACACCAGCGUGUCCAUGGUGGACUUUAGUGUUGCUGUGGAGAACCAGCUGUCAGGCAACCUGCUGAGGAAGUUCAAGAACAGUAAUGGCUGGCAAAAACUGUGGGUGGUCUUCACCAACUUUAGUCUCUUUUUCUACAAGUCACAUCAGGACGACUACCCUCUGGCCAGCCUGCCUCUGCUGGGCUACUCUGUCACCGUCCCGUCUGAGUCCGAAAACAUCCACAAAGAUUACGUGUUCAAACUCCACUUUAAAUCCCACGUGUACUACUUCAGAUCAGAGAGCGAGUAUGCUUUUGAAAGGUGGAUGGAGGUGAUACGCAGCGCCACCUGCUCCGCCAGCCGCUCUCUGCCUGGCACCAGGAAAGACCUUUACUGAUGAAUCAGUUUUCUCCUCCUGGGUUCAAAUCUGGACGUCAGAAUAGACUCAACUAGGAAACACACAAUAACUUUGCACAUGGCAGGUGCUCAAAUAAACAGUUAUUAUCGUUUGAAUGGUUGACACUUUUUACACACGUAUCACUACCGAGAUCUUCCAACUUCACCUCCUGUAUCACAGUCGUCCAAAACAUAUCCGUGAUGUCAUUUGAAUUUAUUUUUCUAACGUGGCAGCACAAAGUCUUGUUUUUAUAUAUAUGUUCACAUGCACAUAAAUUAAAUAUUUUCACCUUAGGUAGGAUUUUCUACCAUUACCAUAACCUUUGCCACAAGCGUUUGGGAAAACAGUUAGACUGGAGUUUGUGCAACAUUUCAUUUCUUUUUCUUUCUGAUAAUAUCCCCAAACAUCAUGUAUGACUCUUCUAUUUGAGGUAAAAAAAUUAACAACCAAGCCAGGUUUGAAAAAACUGUGUACAUGUGCAUUUGUUUGUUGUCUUGUAUAUGAAUGUGAUGCUAGUUUGGUCACAUCCAUCUUGCCCUUAUAAGGAAACAAGUUUUUAUUUUUUACACACUGUGAAAUGUCGCUUUUGUUUGUUUUUCGUUGGGUUUUAUAUGGUACAAUCUGAAUUUCAAACACUUAAAACCAAAUCCAAUGCCUACAGAGAUUCCACUGGUUCACUGCCAAAUAUCUUUCUCUAAUACUGCAGUUUUCUGUAUUUUACUAUUUUAAAUAAAAAAAAGGAAGAAAAAGCUGUUCAUAAGAACAUUAGCAAGCAAAA
Messenger RNA from Betta splendens (Siamese fighting fish), 4255 nucleotides. RefSeq names its product FERM, ARHGEF and pleckstrin domain-containing protein 1-like. Gene Ontology annotation, molecular function: cytoskeletal protein binding; guanyl-nucleotide exchange factor activity. The record is from RefSeq and is a predicted model, not a curated record. Gene Ontology annotation, cellular component: cytoskeleton. Lineage: Eukaryota; Metazoa; Chordata; Actinopteri; Anabantiformes; Osphronemidae. The transcript has 28 exons. The coding region runs from base 373 to 3477 and encodes 1034 amino acids.